AGUAAGGCCUAAAAGGGAAUUAUUUCCAUUACAAGGUAGGAAGUAGAUGCUCAGGUUUUAACAUUGUGAGGCGUCGACUUCCUGUCAAAUAAUCGAUACUUCGGGUACAAAAUUUAUGGAGAAAAUGUAAACGUAGGUUCAACUCGGUAAGGCAUACAAACUCGGGAUAAGCUGUAGAGUUUCAGGUCAGAAGCUUGCGGGCCUCUACCAAAUUCUCUUUGGCAACCACAGGUUUCACUCAACGACAAAUAUAAAAUAUGUUCCAUGAAUAAGUGCACUGUGCUCUAAGAGAACUAAAGUGGCAAUGCUUGGAGCGGGCUAUUUAUAGCAGCUUUGGGGAGCCUAGUUAGAGCGUUCUGAUUGGGCAAAAGUGAAAUAAAAUAGCCAAUGAAAAAGUAGACCUUUAAAUGUCGUUCACAUUCGCAUUUGUGACGACACACUAAAAUUAAUCCAAUCAUAGACGAAAUCUUACUAACCUCAUUUGAAUACCGCAUCUAUAAAUGAAUGUGGCCUAGCUGGCGGGGUCGGGUGGGGGGGCAGUGUGUUAUUUCACCAAGUAUAAAUUUUAGUGUAGUAAUUCCUCUUUUCAAUCGCUAAAAUGCCUGAACCUAACAAGGUCGCCCCCUCCCCGAAGAAGGACUCCAAGAAGGCGGUGACCAAGGCGCAGAAGGACGGCAAGAAGCGCAAGCGCAGCCGCAAGGAGAGCUACUCGGUCUACGUGUACAAGGUGCUCAAGCAGGUCCACCCGGACACGGGCAUCUCGUCCAAGGCCAUGGGCAUCAUGAACUCCUUCGUCAACGACAUCUUCGAGCGCAUCGCCGGCGAGGCGUCUCGCCUGGCGCAUUACAACAAGCGCUCGACCAUCACGUCGCGGGAGAUCCAGACGGCCGUGCGCCUGCUGCUGCCCGGGGAGCUGGCCAAGCACGCCGUGUCCGAGGGCACCAAGGCCGUCACCAAGUACACCAGCUCCAAAUGAACUUGGGCACAGAUAUGUAUGAAUGCAGAGAAGAAAUUACUUCAUAAAGCCUAGUUACCAGGAAUUGAUUAUUUACCA
Messenger RNA from Fukomys damarensis (Damara mole-rat), 1054 nucleotides. Its product is annotated as histone H2B type 1-N. The record is from RefSeq and is a predicted model, not a curated record. Lineage: Eukaryota; Metazoa; Chordata; Mammalia; Rodentia; Bathyergidae. The transcript has 3 exons. Gene Ontology annotation, molecular function: DNA binding; structural constituent of chromatin; protein heterodimerization activity. Gene Ontology annotation, cellular component: nucleosome. The coding region runs from base 599 to 976 and encodes 125 amino acids.